Messenger RNA from Sclerotinia sclerotiorum 1980 UF-70, 576 nucleotides. RefSeq lists its product as hypothetical. Gene Ontology annotation, molecular function: ubiquitin binding; phosphatidylinositol binding. The record is from RefSeq and is a predicted model, not a curated record. The coding region runs from base 1 to 576 and encodes 191 amino acids. The transcript is spliced from 5 exons. Lineage: Eukaryota; Fungi; Ascomycota; Leotiomycetes; Helotiales; Sclerotiniaceae.
AUGAAGGCAAUGAAGAAUAUGGGCAUGAACCGCAUGCUAGGUUCACUGAAGCGCUCCAAAGAUUCCAACGAGGAAACUGGAGAUCCUCAGCUCGACACCCCAGAAGUAAAUGCGGCAAGAAAUAUUCGUUCAUUUUGCGAAUCUGGAGGUCCGGAUGGCUCAGGUGAAGAAGUCCUUUACCUUCCUGCCAUCGUCGAAGCAGCGGAAUCUUCCCCAGGGGCCGCCAAAGAGUGCGCCUACCAUAUUAGAAAGUACCUCUCCAAGGACAACUUUAGCAAGCCUUACAUACAGUACAAUGCAAUAAUGCUGAUUCGGAUUUUGACGGACAACCCGGGGAAGACCUUCACAAGGAACAUAGACGUGAAAUUUAUCCAAACUGUGAAGGAGCUUUUAAGGACUGGGAGGGAUCCAAGUGUCAAGCAGUUAUUGAUGGAAACUUUGAUUACAUUUACGAGAGACAAGGCAGAUGAUGAAACCCUAGCUCCCUUGAUUGAAAUGUGGAAGAAAGAGCAAGAGAAGAUGGUCAAAUUAGCAGCAAGUUUCCAAGUCCACGAACCCUCAUCGCUCCGCCCUUGA